Molecule: messenger RNA, 960 nt
Organism: Volvox carteri f. nagariensis
Lineage: Eukaryota; Viridiplantae; Chlorophyta; Chlorophyceae; Chlamydomonadales; Volvocaceae
Exons: 6
Coding region: 1-960 (319 amino acids)
Biological process (GO): spindle assembly
Cellular component (GO): HAUS complex; cytosol
Source: RefSeq, a predicted model, not a curated record
AUGGAUUACCUUCGGAAGCAGCAAUUGCUGGCCGAAGCUGAUGCAAUCAGGCCGGGCCUUGGGGCUGAGCUGGCUCGCUUCCCAAUCGCAACGAGCGCUGAGCUGGACCAAAUCCAAGCGCUCUUAGAGGAGCACCGACAGGUGACUGCGGGCUAUGCAACCCUGCAAGCCGACUACCGCCGACAGACGGAUGAGUACCGGCGACAGGCCGCCAUGCUCGAGGCCAAGAUUGCCAGCUCGGGCAUGUCCUCCCUGCCCCCCGCGGGUCUUGCAGCUGCCAGACAGUUGGCGGCAGUUGCCAGUUGGUUGGGACUAACCACCACUGCGGAGACGGCCGUUGUGGCGGCCUGGGUGGCCCAGGACGCGGAUAAGCUGAAGCAGGAGAGGUUGCAGUCCCAGCGCGAGGCUAUCGCCUCCGACCUGCGCACCCAGGCCACCGCCGCCACCCGCCAGGCCGCGGAGCUGACCGCCGCGCUGGAAGCGGCUCGGAGGGGCCAGUUGGGGUCCGAGAGGGGGCUGGAGAGCAUGGGGGCGGAGCAGCGAACGCUGGAGCAGAAGGCGGCGGAGUACAUAAAGAGGAUUGCGGUCACGAGGGACAAGCUGAUGCAGCUGGGGUACAAACAGGAUGUGAGUGGGCUGAGCCACGAGGCUCUGGAGGCCCUGGCGUCGGAAGUGGAUUCCCUGGAGUGCAGCCUGGCGGAGGCGGAGGCGGCGCUCAAGAUGUACGACAGCAUCCCGCCCAGCGCCGCCGGCUUGGCGUCCAUGCUGGAGCGCUCUCAGAAGGAGCUGGCGGACGUGCACGCGGCCAUGGGGAGUGCCUUCGUGCACGGCAGCUCAGCAGCGACACGGCUCAGCGCCACCGCGGGAGGAGUGGGAGCGGGGGGAGCUGGCGGCGGCGGCGGCGGCGGCGGGCUGGGGCCGCCGCGUGUAGUGGGAGGUGUCGGCGGUGUGGGGGUUUAG